UCGUGUGACGUGCAUUCGUACAGUACUACAGUGUACAGUGUGCCUAUGCUGAUCAUACAACUCUCAGGGAGAUUUGUCAUUUCAUAAUUUCAUAUGAGAACUAUAAAAGUGCUUCAAAUUAUCGUGUCAGUCCAUCAUCGUCAUUCAUCGAUAGUAUUUAGCAAUCGCAUAUCAAUUGAAAACUCGACGAAGCAUACUCACCUACUCGUAGUUUUAAAUUAAACGCUAACGUGAAUGUCAUUCRCAAUGUUAUACGAAUGUCGGACUUUCUCUCAUGAUAUCAUUCCACUGGAUACAAUAGAAGAGAACGAACAGUCGCCGUUGGCCAUUUCGUAUGUGUCAAUUCAGCAAGUAUAUCACGGAGACCUCAAAAAAUUCUACGUGUGUGUGAAAAAUACACUGUUCCUGAAAGAUGUGAAGUAUGACAUUACCAACUUAAAAAAUAUGUUCUACUCAUCAAUCUCUAGAAAAAAUAAGGUAUACUUGGAUUUCAAAGAGCCUAAGCAAGUGUUGUCGAUAUCAUUCCAAAGCCAGUCAUCCUUAAAGACGUUCUACCAUGAACUUAAAGACACUAUUAUAAUUGCUGAAACUAAUAAACCUCGCCCGCUUAAAGCGGUGUUAAGUGAAAACAAUGUUUCAAAUUGUUUUGAUCUAAGGGCUCUUGAGUUUAUUAAUGUUAAUAGUUUUGAGAACUGUAUAGUAAACUCACAUUUUUUGAAAAAACUAAGUUUAGAAAACUGCAGUUUGCCAAAUAUGCCUGUAGGAAUUGGCCAUUUGCCCAUUAAAUAUUUUAGCUUAUCAGGCAGUAUACUGCCAAGCUCACAGUAUAAUAAAAAUACCUUCUGGAAUUGGACAUCUGUGAACACAAUUUGUAAAACGUUAAAAACAUUAAACAUUGACUUGGUUGGCUUGAAAUCAUUACCAUUUGAAAUUAUGUUCCUGAAAAAUCUACGUACAUUAUCUGCAGCCAAUAAUAAGCUGAAAUAUUUACCAAACUUUAUCAGUGAACUGAAGAAACUCCAACACUUAAAUAUUGCUGACAAUAUGAUAUCAUACUAUCCUAGUAGUUUAACUUUUAGACAAUUUAAUGAAGUCGACAUAUCAAAUAACAUAUUUAAAUUGCCUGAACCUCGAGGUUACAAUAACAUUAUUUCAUAUAUGAAGGUAUUUGGAAGCAUAAAAAAACCAGAUGGUAAUUUAAUUGUAAAACCAUUGAGUCAUUUGUCAUUAUCCUCUUUGAUUGAUAAUUGUGUACCUUUUAAAAGACAAGAUAUACCUCGUUCAAUGUGGCUAUUAUUUGAUGUAGUUGGUCGUUGUUUAAAAUGUAAAAAAUGUAUACUACCAGAUUACUCUAACAUAGGUUAUUAUCAUUCGAAUCCUAACGCAUUAAUUUUAAUGAGAUAUAAUGUACCUCACUCAAUACCAAACCAAUUUUUAGUAUGUAAGAAACCAUGUGUGAUACGUUAACAUAAUUUUAAUGUCUAUGCCAAAUUUAAAUAGAUCCUAAGACUAUACAUUCAAUUUWAAAUUAAAAACUAUUAUUUAUUAUUAACUAAGUAUU
Molecule: messenger RNA, 1561 nt
Organism: Diuraphis noxia (Russian wheat aphid)
Lineage: Eukaryota; Metazoa; Arthropoda; Insecta; Hemiptera; Aphididae
Cellular component (GO): cytoplasm
Molecular function (GO): protein binding
Source: RefSeq, a predicted model, not a curated record